Blepharisma stoltei is the source of this 5885-nucleotide messenger RNA. The record is from the annotation of a GenBank genome assembly. NCBI's taxonomy places the organism in Eukaryota, Ciliophora, Heterotrichea, Heterotrichida, Blepharismidae.
AUGGAAGACUUAAAGCAACCUCUUCUUCCUCCACAUCCUUCACAGCAAGCUCCAAAGCAUUCCUUCUUCACUUCAUAUUUUCUAAGCGACGGUUCUAAGCGAACCAAGAAAUCCAAAAUGAAAAAAGCUUUAUCUCCCCAGCAAACUCUUCUCAUUUCCAAAAUUACAGAUGCUGAAACCUACAUUCUAAAAAACGCUGAAACAACAGUAUCAACUCCUUUUGCUAUUAUACUCAUUAGGAUAGUUUGCAUGACAAUUAAAAAAAAAUGAUAUAAAUGGAAAAAUUAACACUUAAUUAAAAUUCAUAAUAAAUCGGAAUAAUUGUCUAGCACUUUCUUAUGAUGGUUUUACAUUAUUUUAUGGUAGCUCAAAUGGCAAUGUCUCUCGAUAUCACAAACUUGAAGGAAAAAUUACUGAUGAUGUGCCUUUGGGCUAUGGACAGCUGUAUGGGAUUUGUUUAGACGAAAACAAUAACAGAGCUGCUGUAUGUGGAGAAAGCCCAAUUAUUCGAGUUUUUCAGCUUCCAAGAUUCGAGCUGGAGUUUGAAUUUCAAGGACACACUGAACAGGUAAACUAUAUCACCCUAAGUGCAAGCCAUGAUCUAUUGUACUCCGCAAGUAAUGACAAAACUGUCAGGAGAUGGAAUAUGAACAAAAAAACUGCUGAAAGAGUUAUAAUAAAUCAUGGUGGAGCGGUCAAAUGUGUCGCUGUCACUCUUGAUGAUCGGUUUGUAUUUUCUGGAGGCGAUGACUGCUUAAUAAGAGUUUUUUGAUGGUUUUAAUAAAAAAUUAAAUAAAAAAAAAAGAGAUAUUUUUUAAAAAAAUAAAAAGAUGUUUUUGAUAACGAAUUUCAAGAAGAGGUCUUAAAUUUGAAGUCUCAUACUGGCUGUGUAUGAAGCUUAGCAACAAACCCCAAGUCUACAUGUCUAGCAUCAGGUGGAGAAGACCACAAAGUUAUCGUCUGGAAUAUCAAAGAUUUUACCCCUCUCGUCAUCUAUACAGACCACACUGAGCGCAUAAAAUCACUUGCUUUUAGUGCUGAUAGCUGCUUUUUAGUCUCAGGAAGUGCUGAUUUUACUAUAAAAGUCUGGGAUCUUGACAAAGAGCGCCGAGAAGUCACAUUGAAUGCACAUAUAGGCCAAAUCUGUGAUCUUUUAAUAUCUCCUGAACAGGAUUUCAUUAUUUCUUGCUCAGACGAUAAAUCGGUCAAAGUAUGGAGUUUCCCUCAAUUUUUAGAAGAAGAAGUUUUCAAAGCCCUCGGAAAUAAUUUUACUUCAGUUGCUUUGACUGAUAAGACGAAAUGCGUAGUUUCCUGUGGAAGUGAUAAAGCUGUAAGGUUUUGGGACCCAGAAACUGACGAAGCAAGUUUAAUACUGACAAGUCAUGGAUGUGGGCUUAAAACUUGCUGUUCGCCUGAUGAAAAAUAUAUGGCUGUAGGAGAUGAGCUUGGCUGGCUAUAUGUGAUUGAUUUAAAAACCAAAAUGCUAACUCCCCCCCCCCCCUCCGUGAGCGAACAAAACCAUUAGAAAAAUCGCCAUUUUUUGACCAAAAACCCACCCUCCGUGAGUGAACAAAAAUUUUUUUAAUAGAAAAAAUUUUAAUGGAAAAAAAUUUUGAUAUAUAAGUGAUAAUUAGUAUAAUGAAAUCUAGAGCUAAUUCUGUUUAAUUUUAAACAAAUUGCGUUUUAAAACAUAAAUUUUGCAAAUUAAAUUAAUAUUUGCUUCCCAAUUUUUGCAAAUUAGGAUUUUUUUAAAUUUCGAAAAAAAUAUUUUUUAUAAAAUUUAUAUAUAAAUUUUUUUUUAAAAAAAAAAAAUUAACCCCCCUCCGUGAGCGAACAAAAUUUUUUUGUUCGCUCACGGAGGGGGGGGGGGGGAGUAAGAGACCAAGCAAUACAAGCACAUAGAGGGCCUAUAAGAGAUAUGUGCUUUACCUCAGACUCAACUUAUUUAAUCACUGGAGGUGGAGAUUCAGUCAUUUUAGUCUGGCAUAUUGGAACGAUGGAAAACACUCCUCUUAAAGGCCACCAACAAAGUAUAUGGUCAGUCUGUGUAAGUCAUGAUGGAGAAACAGUCAUAUCAGGAAGCAGCGAUAAAACCUUAAGAGUAUGGAACGUGAAAACUGGCUCUCAGCGGUACUGCAUUCAAGCUCAAGAACAAAUAACAACGAUAGCUAUUGAUAUGAACGAUCGAUACAUCAUUUCAGGCAGUUCAAUGGGAGUUGUGAAAAUUUGGAAUAUUUUCGAAAAAAAUCAAGAAACCAUUUUCAAGCAGCACAAAGAUUAUGUCACUUCUGUAUAUGUGCUAAAAGACAACGAAACGCUACUAACGUCUUCAAAAGAUAAAACAAUCCAAAUUUUUUCGCUUAAAUAUAGAAUUCCUCUUACUUUUCUUACUCGAAAGCAGCCAAUAUUGUCGAUGGCUGUUUCUUCUGAUGAAAAACUUAUAGUUACAGGGGAGCUUGAAAUGAUCUAUUUACAAGAAAACCCUCUGAGUUCUCCAAACCCAAGAGUUCUUGGUCCUGAAGAAAAUAAGCAAAAAUUCUUGACUUAUAUGAAGUCGCUUAUAAAGGGUAAGGUUAAAUAAAGCACACUGUACUUUUUCAACCCCCUCCAAAAGCCUAUAAAAAUGAAUGUAAUCUUCAAUAAUGGGUUUUUUGGUAUUUAAAAGCACAAACGGUGCUUUCUAAAUUUUUCAAGAAGGGGGGUGAAAAAGUAAACGGUGUUUUAAAACAGCAAAAGCAGACGUAUAAAAACCUAUAAUAAUUGCCCGAGGAUGGCGCAAGAUAGCGCCAUCCUCGGGCAAUUUCUAUAUAAUCUAUAAAAACUAAGAAAUUUAAGCAGAGAAAGCUCAAGAUAGGAUUGUAUAAUAGACAGGAUAUAUUGCUUAUUAACAAAUAACAAACAAUAUUGCCUAAAUAAAUGUAAGAAUGGCAUGAUAUACAAAUAUAAUUUUUGUCUUUCAAAAUAAGAGGAAAAAAGUACGAUGUAAAAUAUAAAAUAAUGAAAGUGAUGCAGAAUAGUUGAGCAUAAAGGCUGAUAAUUAUCACAGACAAUUCUAUUAGAUGGUGUGCAGGAAAAAAGUACAAAGGGGAAAAAAAAAUCAGAGAAAAAAUACCAUCGAUUUUUAUAUGAAAAUAUUAAUAUUUAUAACCCUUUUAUGGCCAAAUUAUGCCAUCUCUAUUAGUUAUCUCUAUUAAAAAAUUAAUUCUUAUGUAAACUUUGCUCGCAUUUGUAAACCAUUUUUUAGCAUGUCACUUUUUAUCUUACUGGUAUAGAGAUCCAGCUCUUCCCUUAGAUAGAGUCUGACUUGGUCUUUCAAUUGUCCAUUGCAUUUUGUUCAAUAAAGAUUUCGAUAUAGGGGUAUGGGCUAUAUUUAAUGUCUAUUAUGCAAUCCUGUCUUGAGCUUUCUCUUCUUAAGUUUGCUAGUUUUGAUAAAUUAUAGAUUUUUAUAUGUACUUUUUUUCCUCGGUUUUUGCUGCUUUAAAACACCUUAACUUUUUUCACCUCCUUGUUGAAAAAUCCAAAAAUGUACCCUCUGUACUUUUUUAUCUAAAAACCAUUUUUGAAAAUUCCAGUCAUUUUUAUAGGCUUUGAGAGGGGGUUGAUGCUUUAUUUAACCUUAUCCCUUAUAAAUGACAUCCACCCUCAGCAUGACCCUGAUAUGGACAGCUUUAUCAUUCUCCCAGAAUUUCUUAACACCCUGCAUUUUUACGCAUUUUUGAACUACAAAGAAUACCUGAGCGCAUCACUUUCUCAGAAAUCAGCGCCAAUUAUUCCUUCUAAGGACGGAUUUCAUCCUUUAUCUAUCUGCUUAUUAAGAGAAAUGAAAGGUGUAAGAGAUGAAGUCGUGUCUGCUCUCUGUAAAAUCGGAAAACUGAACCCUUUUAUAUUGCAGAUGCUUGAAAACGACCUCGUUGAUAUGAAUAAAAAAGGGUUCUCUCUAUUAGGAGACUUAUACGACGUCAUAUACCAAGAAGCCAAUAGAAGAUCCCUGCCUAAGUUUUGCGAUAAAGAUGCAGAUCUACCAAUUGUCCAUAUUUCUGAACAUUGCAGAGUCAGACCCGAAGAUUUUUUAGAUGAGUCUAUGCUAAGUUCUCAAGGGAUGGGCAUUACUUUUUAUGAAAGCUAUGUAAGAAUCAACUUUGUAAUGGGCAGCAAAGAAAGCAUUGAUUUCCUUGAAUCUUUAGCGGACUGCCCUAACUUAGAUGUCUUGCGUAGCGAUUUGGUACAAGAAAUUAUUAAUUAUAAAUGGGAAACUGCAAGAUACACUAUGAUGUACCAAGGAGGCAUGUUUUUUACUUAUAUGAUAACCCUUUGCGUUUAUACAGCUUUUUAUAUUGGUAACUUUUACUUUCAAAUAGUCCUGUCUGUGGUGAAUAUGUUUCUGCUGUUUUACGAGUGUUUCCAGAUGAUGAUUUCUGGGGCGUCUUAUUUCGAAGAUAUAUGAAAUUAUGUGGAUUGGGGCCGUGGGAUGUUUAUGUUUAUUUAUUUAACAAGUGAAUGGUUUCAUUUGCUGCCAGAUUUGAUGGCGUCUAUAUUUGCCUUGGCGACCUUUUUGAGUUGGCUAAGAGGGAUUACAUACUUUAGGCUACUGACGACAACUAGGUAUCUGAUUAAUUUGUUAUUUCAGGUUGCUGUUGAUAUAUCAGGAUUUUUGAUACUUUUGCUCUAUUCUACGCUCGCUUUUACAUUUUUAUUCAUUGUGUUGGAAAGAAAAAUGGAAGUUCCUGUUAUGCUGGAUUAUUUGAAAAUUUCAUAUAAUUUGGUAUAAUUAAAAUAUGGCGUCUUCGUCUGGGCAUGGCUCCCGGCCAUGCAUACUCGACUCAUAUUUUAAUUAUAUCCGGCAAGGUUUUGCAUUUCAGAAACGGACGGCAAUGCUAGGUAAGCAAUUCUGGUUGUGCUCAGAGCCUAGCCCAAGUCUACUUUCGGGAAUGAUUUUUCCCUCAUGGGAAAGGAGGCACGCAAGUUGGAAAGGGGAAGCUCAGCCAAGUCCGUUAGGACCAAUCGGGCAACUCCCUAGCGUGAAACUGGGCGUUACGUCCCAGGCUUCGUGUUUCUCCUUUUUGCCGAAAGCCUACCAGAAAAUCCAUUUUUUUUUAUGGAUUUUCGGAAUGGCAACCCAUGUCCUCAAGCGAAGUAGCUCAGGCAUGAGCCGCCUUAGUCGGCAACACUGCUCCGGAGGCGCGUACUGGAGAUCGAGGCUGACUGGCCCCAGACGGUCGGCGGGCCCUAUGCGGCGAAGAAGCAGCGGGAAGCUCUGGGAGGGGUUACUCCGUGAAUGGCGUUAAACACAGAACCUAAAAAGUUAAGUUGAGUUAAGUUUCAUAUAAUUUGGUGCUGGGAAACUUUGAAGGGGAAGAUUAUGCAUAUUUACAGCUAGUUUAUUUAAGUGCAGCAAGCUAAAAUAUAGUUUUCGAUAGGUAAAGAGUAAUGAUAAAGCUAUAAUACUAUUCAAUCUCUUUAAUUAAGCAUAUAAUAUUAUUGAGUGGAUGUGCUUGACAUGUGCUUUAAUCAUAAACCCUAUCAUUAUGCUCAAUUUAUUAAUUUCCAUUAUCGGAGAUACGUAUGAAAGAGUGCUCAGCGACAGUGUAGCUGCUGAUGCCAAAGAGCUGCUUGAUAUGAUUAUUGAAGUAGAAAGCAUGAUGUUCACCAGAAGAAAUGUUGUAUCCAAACAGUAUAUCCAAGUCUGCAAAGAGUAUGAAAAAGAGAGCGAUGAUGGAGGAUGGGAAGGAAAGCUAAGGGCUCUCCAAAAUACAAUUGAUAAAAUUAACACCUCGAAUCAGCAAAACAGUGAUUUAGCCAUGGCUAAGCUGAAAGAGCAAGAUAAGUUUUUAGCAGAGCAAACAAGUAGGCUCGAUCAGAUACUGCAGUACACGAAAAGGCAGUAA